This is a messenger RNA of Quercus robur (English oak), 738 nucleotides long. Its product is annotated as receptor like protein 21-like. The transcript has 3 exons. The record is from RefSeq and is a predicted model, not a curated record. Bases 31 to 738 code for a protein of 235 amino acids. NCBI's taxonomy places the organism in Eukaryota, Viridiplantae, Streptophyta, Magnoliopsida, Fagales, Fagaceae.
AGUGUGUAAGGGAGUAUUUCAUUUUUCACAAUGGCCUGGCCUUUCAUGAAGAACCUAUUUUGGGGUUUGCUGGUUUUGGUUCAAAUUUGUGGACACAGAGCAUGCUUUGUAGAGGAGAGGGUGGGUCUGCUAGAAUUUAAGGAGUUCGUCCGAUCCAACGGUGAUGAUGCUGACCAUCUUCUUCCUUCAUGGGUUGAUGACUCAAACAGUGAGUGUUGUGGUUGGGAACGAGUUAGGUGCAAUUCCACCACUGGUCAUGUGAUUGAGCUCUCUCUCCACAAUGUUACCCAAAUAUCUGAUUAUGUUCUUUAUAUUGACUGGGAUAACCGGGACGAAGUAUUUUAUUACAAGGAUUAUGAUAAAAUCUGGCUCUUGAAUAUCUCUAUAUUCCGGGCUUUCAAGGAACUAAGAAGUUUAAAUUUAUCAUUUAAUGAGAUUGGUGGUUGGAUUGAGAAUGAAGGUUUCGAAAGUUUGUCGGAACUGAAAAUGCUGGAGACGUUAGAUCUUGGUUUUAACUUGUUCAACCAGAGUAUCUUACAAUCAUUGAGUGCCCUUACAUCCCUUAAGAAUCUGAUCAUCAAUAACAAUCAAUUCAAGGGAUCCUUUCCAGUCCAAGAAUUAUCAGCCUUGGAAAACUUGGAGUUCUUGAAUAUAAGAUCUAAUAAAAUCAAUGGCUCCCUAAGUAUGCAAGGUAUAUAUAGAGGAAUACAAAUCAUUUACACCAUUUUUUAUGUUUAA